UUUACUAUUUAAUAGUACAUAUAAAGUAUUUAACGUUGUUUAUUUUGUCAGCUGUUGCGUCAGACAUCAGCAUGAAAAAGACGACUGUCAUCGACUUGGAUACAUUUAUUAAAGACUUCAUGCAACUAGAGAAUAAAAUAACUGAGAUGAAAGGGGGAAACACUACACUUGAAAUACAACUGGAUGAGUCUAGAAGACUUUUAAAACUCGCACAGAAUAAGGAGAAGCAGUUAACUGAAGAGAAAGAUGGACUUUUGGAAACAGUCAAAGAUCUGCAAAAAACUGUUCAACAACAGUGUGACCUCAGAGUUGAAAAUGAGAGGCUUAAAGAUGCAGCUCUUCAGACGAAGAAAGAAAAUGAGGCCCAGCUAGAGGAAAGCAAGGCUCAGCUUCAGAGGCUUACAGCUGAGACGAGAGCUUUAAAACAUCAACACCAGAGGGAGUUAGACGACUUUGCUGAAGAAACACAACGAAAACUGGAAUUGAAAGAUACUGAAAUAAAAUGGGCUCUGGAGAAAAAUGAAUGUGCUUUGGAAGAGAUGAGAAAACAGAUGAGGGAGAAGGAGAAAGAAAAACAAAGUCAAAUCAUUAAGCUUCAAAUGGAGUUUGGUGCUAAACUUGCAAGAGCCCAGAGCAUAUCAGUAAAGAGUCAGACGCAUAGACAAGCAUCCUGCCCUCUCCCACAGAACAUCUUUAAAAGAAAGCUCCAGUUCAUUCAGGAGGAGAAGAACAAAGAGAUUGAGACCCUGCAUCAGAGGGUGCGAGAAUUAGAACAGCAGAGCCUACAUGGGUUGAUUGACUCUCGUAUGAAGAAGAGAAAAAUCUAAAGGGAUUUACUUGACUGGCCAGUUGUGACAUGUUUUGUGCCAGUAUCAUCCAUCUGUUUACAUUUGUUGUUGUAAGCUUUAAACCUUUCUCCAUCCAAAUAUUUUUGGAAUAUUCCUACAUUUAAAGUUUUUACAUUCUUAGUUCCGCUGUUAUUCACCAUAUUCUUACUUUUUAUGUUUUGGCUGCCAGUUCUAUUGUUAAGCAUCGAAAAUAAACCAUAUAACUUUAAA
Messenger RNA from Triplophysa dalaica, 1058 nucleotides. RefSeq names its product coiled-coil domain-containing protein 152-like. The transcript is spliced from 8 exons. The record is from RefSeq and is a predicted model, not a curated record. Bases 72 to 827 code for a protein of 251 amino acids. Lineage: Eukaryota; Metazoa; Chordata; Actinopteri; Cypriniformes; Nemacheilidae.